GGCACUAAGCAAGAAGCUAGCUAGUUACUUUCAUCUGCAUAACUGAAACUAUGAGUUCAAACAACUCCGGCCGAAAUUCCGAUAUGGCUCAAUGCCAAAAGCAACCUCCCCACCAAGGACAAUGGUCCACUGGCCUUUUCGAUUGUUUGGAGGAUCGUUCGAAUUGUAUUUUCACUUGCUUUUGUCCAUGCAUAACCUUUGGGCGAAUUGCGGAGAUUGUUGAUAGAGGAACUACAUCGUGUGCGGUGGCCGGCACGAUCUACCAUUUUCUGGGCGCUGUAGGCUGUGGAUGGCUUUAUGCUGGCUCCUAUCGAACCAAAAUGCGAGGACUCUUCUCACUACCGGCAGCGCCAUGCCAUGAUUUUCUGGUUCAUAGCUUCUGCUGUGUUUGUUCUCUUUGUCAAGAGUAUAGAGAACUCAAAAAUCAUGGAAUUGAUCCCACCAUAGGGUGGCAAGCCAAUGUUGAGAAGUGGAACCGAGAAGGAGUGAAGCCUCCGAUGGUCGAACCGGCAAUGGCACGUUAA
Molecule: messenger RNA, 524 nt
Organism: Fragaria vesca subsp. vesca
Lineage: Eukaryota; Viridiplantae; Streptophyta; Magnoliopsida; Rosales; Rosaceae
Product: protein PLANT CADMIUM RESISTANCE 12-like
Exons: 4
Coding region: 51-524 (157 amino acids)
Source: RefSeq, a predicted model, not a curated record